Molecule: messenger RNA, 280 nt
Organism: Sphaeroforma arctica JP610
Lineage: Eukaryota; Ichthyosporea; Ichthyophonida
Exons: 1
Biological process (GO): regulation of transcription by RNA polymerase II
Cellular component (GO): mediator complex
Molecular function (GO): transcription coregulator activity
Source: RefSeq, a predicted model, not a curated record
AUGCAGCUUGCCCAGCGUGUACCGCACUACAAGGAGAAAAACCAAUUGAUCAACCUCCUGGUAGAGUACCGGGUCCCACUCGCACGCGCCAACUGGCUACUGAAGAUGACGAUGAAGUACGAGCUCAGCAGCAGCAGCAAUACCGGGACAAAGCGGGGCUUCGCCGGGACACAGCCCACCAGUGCGAAUGGUCUUAAGCCCGACCCAGUUAGAGACUGGACAAACGCGCUCUUGGCGGGGUUGAAGGUGCACCUGAAUGUGCUGGCGGAUGAUUCUCCUG